AUGGACUUGGCAAGUGCAAUCCAUGUUCUGGUGGUUCUGCUGACCUUCCUUGUGCAGCUGUGUCGGGCCCAGGAGAAAGACUACACGGUGAAAGAAGAACAGCCAGAGAAUGUGCGUAUCGGGAACCUACGCAAAGAUCUGGACUUGGCUUUGGAUCCCUCCAUAAAGCUGUCCUCGCCACUGCAGUUCAAGCCUGUCUAUAAAACAGGCGAUGUGCCCUUAGUAAGAGUGGAGGCCAACACGGGCGAGAUCUUCACCACAGCCAACCGCAUCGACCGGGAGAAACUCUGUUCGGGCGUCUUCAACGAGAAGCGCUGCUACUACGAGAUUGAAGUGGCCGUGCUGCCGGACGAGAUCUUCCGUCUCGUGAAAAUCCGUUUCCUCAUCGAAGACAUCAAUGACAACGCUCCUCUGUUCCAGUCCACCGUCAUCAACAUCUCCAUCCCUGAAAACACGGCCGUCAACAACCGCUACCCCAUCCCCUCAGCGUUCGACCCUGACGUCGGCAUUAACGGGAUCCAACACUACGAGCUUGUGAAGAGUGUGAGCGAGUUUGGCCUGGACAUCAUCGAGACUCCGGAAGGAGAUAAAUGGCCACAGCUAAUAGUCCAGAAGAGCCUGGAUCGGGAGACCAAGGACACGUUCGUGAUGAAGAUCAAAGUGGAGGACGGAGGCACUCCACCCAAAUCCAGCACAGCUAUUCUCCAGGUCACCGUCUCGGACGUGAAUGACAAUCGGCCUGUAUUCAAGGACAGUGAGGUGGAGGUGAAUGUUCCAGAGAAUGCUCCUAUCGGCACAUCAGUCACGCAGCUCCAUGCGACUGAUGCUGACCUGGGCUCUAACGCCCAGAUCCACUUCUCCUUCAGCAACCAAAUCUCCCCUGCUACCAAACGACACUUUGCUAUCGACAGCACCACUGGAUUGAUUACUGUCAAGCAACCUCUGGACAGAGAGGUCAACCCAGUACACAAACUAAUCGUCCUGGCUAGCGACGGUAGCUCGACUCCUACAAGAGCUACGGUGAUAGUCAAUGUAACAGACAUUAAUGACAAUGUUCCCUCCAUAGACACUCGGUAUAUUAUAAAUCUGGUUAAUGGCACUGUUUUGUUGUCUGAAAAUGCUCCACUGAACACUAAAAUAGCAUUAAUUACUGUGACCGACAGAGACGCAGAUCUGAACGGCAAAGUGACUUGUUACACUGACCAUGACGUGCCCUUUAGGUUGAAGCCGGUUUUUAACGACCAGUUCUUGUUAGAGACCGCCGCCCCUUUAGAUUACGAGACGACCCGCGAGUACGCGAUUAAGAUCGUUGCGUCAGACUCCGGGAAGCCUCCUUUGAACACCUCAGCGAUGGUCCUCAUAAAAAUCAAGGAUGAGAAUGAUAACGCACCCAUCUUUCCUCAACCGGAAAUCCAACUGUCUAUCCCAGAAAACAAUGACCCAGGCACACAGCUGAUAAAAAUCAGUGCCGUAGAUGCAGACAGUGGAAGUAAUGCGGAGAUUAUUUAUUCCCUUGGCCCUGACGUGCCUGAUGGUUUUAAUAUAGAUCAGCACUCUGGAAUCCUCUCUAUCGCCAAAAGGCUGGAUAGAGAGAAGCAGGAGAGGUACUCAUUCACCGUCGUAGCCAGGGAUAAUGGCUCCCCAUCUCUGCAGAGCAAUGUCACUGUAAGGCUAAUUGUCCAGGACUUAAAUGACAACAGCCCGGCUUUUACCCAUCCAGAGUAUAACUUUUACGUUCCGGAGAACUUGCCCUUGUAUGGCACCGUCGGCUUGAUCACUGUCACGGAUGCUGAUGCUGGUGAAAACGCGGUGGUCACCCUCUCAAUUAUAAACGGAAAAGACAAUUUUAUCAUCGACCCUAAAACCGGGGUUAUCAAGCCAAACAUAACGUUUGACAGGGAGCAGCAAAGUUCUUACUCAUUUGUAGUGAAGGCCGUGGACGGGGGUCAAAUGCAGAGCACCUCGUACGCCAAGGUUACCAUAAACGUCGUCGAUGUCAAUGACAAUCGGCCCGUGUUUGUCAUCCCCUCCUCAAAUUACUCCUACGACCUGGUCCAGUCUAACACGAGCCCUGGAUCUGUAGUGACGAGAGUGUUCGCCAUAGACAAUGACACAGGCAUGAACGCCGAGCUGCAGUACAGCAUCAUCAGCGGUUCUCCCAGAGGACUCUUUGCCAUAGACAAGACGACAGGGAACAUCACCCUGCAGGAGAAGAUUGUUGCUGCCGAUCAAGGUCUUCACAGAUUGGUGGUGAAAGUCAAAGACCUUGGACAGCCAGAGUCCUUGCAUGCAAUUGCUCUUGUUCAUUUGUUUGUAAAUGAUACCGUUUCCAAUGCCACAUAUAUUCAGGAGCAACUACGUAAAAGCAUGGAUACCCCUUUGGACCGUAAUGUCGGAGACACUGACCUAACUCCUCAGGCCAAUAGCUAUGUGAUAGUUGUCAUCGCUAUAAUUGCAGGAACUAUGACUGUCAUCCUUGUCAUUUUUGUGACUGCCUUGGUCCGCUGUCGCCAGACACCCAGACACAAAGUUGUUCAAAAGGGCAAGCAGAGUGGUGAGUGGGUCUCUCCAAACCAGGAGAACCGUCAGAUCAAAAAGAAAAAGAAGAAAAAGAAGAGGUCCCCGAAAAGUUUGCUGUUAAACUUUGUGACUAUCGAAGAACCGAAGCCGGAUGAUCCUUCUCACGAGCGCGUUAACGGUACUCUGGACCUUCCAGUCGAAUUAGAGGAACAGACCAUGGGCAAAUAUAAUUGGGCCACAACACCAACCACCUUCAAACCCGACAGUCCUGACUUAGCCAAGCAUUACAAGUCAGCCUCUCCCCAGCCAACGUUUCAAAUCAAACCGGAGACCCCCGUGGAACCCAAGAAGCAUCACGUGAUUCAGGAGCUCCCACUGGACAACACGUUCGUAGUGGGCUGCGACUCUCUCUCCAAAUGCUCCUCCACCAGCUCCGACCCCUACAGUGUCUCAGAGUGCAGCUGUCAAGGGGGUUUCAAGACUCCUGGGCAAAUCCACACCCGGCAGAAUCAAAGCCAGACCCCUGACAAGACUUUUGCUGCAGUCCCUGCCCUGUGCCCUCACAAGCAGACACAACGACGCGUGACUUUUCACCUCCCGGACGGCUCCCAGGAGAGCUGCAGCGACAGUGGACUGGGAGAACAGGAACCCAGCAGCAGUACCAGUACCACUCAACCACUGCCCCUGGGUUUCCCCCAGGAAGAGUACUACGAACAGACCUCACCCAACAGUCGUACCGAAGGCGACGGCAACUCUGACCCCGAAUCCACUAUCGAAGUAAACCUGCAGAAGGCUCUGGCCGAGGCCUCGGAGACCUGUACCCAGGAAUGUCUGAUUCUGGGCCACUCUGACAGCUGCUGGAUGCCCCCAGCGCUGACCCACUUUCAAACGUCCAGCGCCACCACUCUCCCCUCCUUCGGUUUCCAGCAGAGCUGGGUGCAGGGGGCCAAGCUUGACGGGCGUCACACCCUCAGCAGGUCGGUGCCCAGAGAUGAUCUGGACAAAGGGAACAACCGGCCGCAAUUCUACAACACGCUGGAGAGACACUGUAGCAAGAAGGAAGACCCUGUCAAGGUCAUUCCCCUGGCCAGCUUCUCUGCCUCUUCCAGCCCCCAGACCUCAGCCAGCGGGGUCUCCACUGCCUUCUUGCAUGAGCAUCAGCUGUAA
This is a messenger RNA of Chanos chanos (milkfish), 3687 nucleotides long. RefSeq names its product protocadherin 11 (gene pcdh11). The transcript has 6 exons. Gene Ontology annotation, molecular function: calcium ion binding. Gene Ontology annotation, cellular component: plasma membrane. The coding region runs from base 1 to 3687 and encodes 1228 amino acids. Gene Ontology annotation, biological process: homophilic cell-cell adhesion. The record is from RefSeq and is a predicted model, not a curated record. NCBI's taxonomy places the organism in Eukaryota, Metazoa, Chordata, Actinopteri, Gonorynchiformes, Chanidae.